This is a messenger RNA of Ilyonectria robusta, 1569 nucleotides long. RefSeq lists its product as uncharacterized. The record is from RefSeq and is a predicted model, not a curated record. Bases 1 to 1569 code for a protein of 522 amino acids. Gene Ontology annotation, molecular function: ferric-chelate reductase activity. The transcript has 6 exons. Lineage: Eukaryota; Fungi; Ascomycota; Sordariomycetes; Hypocreales; Nectriaceae. Gene Ontology annotation, cellular component: plasma membrane. Gene Ontology annotation, biological process: intracellular iron ion homeostasis; copper ion import; iron ion transport.
AUGGACUCCAUUACAAUAUAUGCAAUCUCAUUAUGUGGCGUUUUUGUUGCAGUCUUCCUUGUCGCUAACCUAUUACCCAUUUCCAUUCGCCUUCUUAAGUGGUUCUGUCGGGUGGUAUCUCGAUCCUUACUGGUUAUUUUUCACUACACACACUAUCGGCAUGUGAUUAACCGCCAUUCUGCUGUUGGUCCAUGGGUCUUGUCUGCUGUUCUUGCCAACAUCGCGUACAUAGUGGGCAACAUCAUCUGCCUGAACCCUCAGGCGGAAAAUGUUGUCACGCGAGCUGGAUUAUUAUCCCUCAUCAAUAUGGCGCCCCUCUUCCUAGGUUCUCACCUGAGCUCCCUUGCUGACCUCUUCGGUUUACCCCUGAGGACGUUUCGGCACAUCCACCGGUCCUGUGGCCUCAUGUCGGCGGCCCUGGUCCUUGUGCACGCCGUUCUGGUGGCCACCAAGCAGGGCUCGUUCUCGAUGAACAAUUUGCCGAAUAGACUCGCCGUUACGGGUGCCAUAGUUCUUGUUGGGCUCGUCAUUCUAUCGGCGCCUCCACUGAGGAGACGUUGGUAUGAAUUCUUUCUUCGCACUCACCAAGCUCUAGCUAUUGUCUUUGCAGUGUGCACUGUCGUACACCUUCGCUCAAUUCCCAAAUAUCCUUGGCUCCCUAUCUAUAUAUUCGGAACCGUAUGUGGUGCUUUGUCUCUCGUUCAACUUGGGCUGUUUACGUAUCGAAAUGUUCGACCGGGGAGCCUCAGACCGUACAUCAAAACGCUCAGAGAGAUUCAAGACAGCGGGGUCAUUGAAGUAACACUGAGUUUUCCAAGGCCGCUACUCAUUGACGCAGGCCAUUAUGUCAAUAUAUGGGUUCCAUCAGUAGGUUUCUGGUCGACCCAUCCCUUUACUGUGGUCUCCUGGUCACCUGUGGCGCAGACAACUAUCGGUUUGUUGAUUGAGCCGCGAAGCGGUUUCACAAAUAAACUGCUCCGUUGUGCUAAGCUGGAGUCUGGCCAGCAUCUAGCUCGCCAGGUCCUCUUCAGUGGGCCCCAUGGUAGAUGUUUGCGCGUAUGGGAGUUCAAGACUGUUAUCAUGUUCGCGACGGGGUUUGGUAUAGCAGCGAUGAUACCGCAUGUGAAGAAGCUCAUUUAUGGCAAUAUCCUGGGCAAGGGCUUUAUUAGACGAAUCCGUCUAGUGUGGCAAGUUGAAAACAGCAACUUGCGAAAGGGAAUCGAUACCUUCAUCAACGACCUCCUCUUCGCUGAUGCAUCGGAGGACAGCUAUGUCCUAAGUAUCUCUAUUUAUGAUCCAACUUGGAAGAUAGAAGAGAGCCUUGGCGAGCACCAGCGUGUCACCAUUUUGCCAGGCCCUCUAGACAUUGACGAAGUCAUUAGAAGUGAGGCUACGGCCAAGUUCAUCACGGAUUCAAAGCUGAAAAAGAAUUUCACCCAAGCUGGCGGCAGAACUCUAGUACUCAUGUCCGGUAGUGGAGCGAUGAGGGACAGCGUCCGUCGAGUCACUCGAAACUACCUGACGAAGGGGUUUGAGUUGAGGGAAUUAGACUAUCAACCAGAGACAUGA